AUGGGCUACUGGACAGAUGUUGUACCGCAAUGGGCAUGGAUUCUUAUGUUUUGGGUCAUAUUCUUAACACUGUCAAAUCUUGGAGUUCUAACAUACGGCGAGGUUGAGUUCUGGCUUGCCUUGAUCAAAGUCAUCUCCCUCACGAUAUUCCUUAUCCUUGCAACAAUCAUCAGUGCCGGUGGUAUUGGCGGCAAAACAAUCGGGUUCAAGUAUUGGAGCAAUCCUGGCGCUUUUGCCGACUCUAUCAACGGAGUAGCGAAGACAUUUGUGAUCGCAGGCACACUCUAUGCUGGGACUGAAAUGUAUGAUGCACCAUCCACCUUAUCGCUCCGUUGA
Trichophyton verrucosum HKI 0517 is the source of this 336-nucleotide messenger RNA. RefSeq lists its product as uncharacterized. NCBI's taxonomy places the organism in Eukaryota, Fungi, Ascomycota, Eurotiomycetes, Onygenales, Arthrodermataceae. Bases 1 to 336 code for a protein of 111 amino acids. The record is from RefSeq and is a predicted model, not a curated record. Gene Ontology annotation, biological process: amino acid transmembrane transport. Gene Ontology annotation, cellular component: membrane. Gene Ontology annotation, molecular function: amino acid transmembrane transporter activity. The transcript has 2 exons.